Messenger RNA from Danaus plexippus (monarch butterfly), 2486 nucleotides. RefSeq names its product probable cytochrome P450 301a1, mitochondrial (gene Cyp301a1). Gene Ontology annotation, molecular function: oxidoreductase activity, acting on paired donors, with incorporation or reduction of molecular oxygen; iron ion binding; heme binding. The record is from RefSeq and is a predicted model, not a curated record. Lineage: Eukaryota; Metazoa; Arthropoda; Insecta; Lepidoptera; Nymphalidae. Bases 43 to 1620 code for a protein of 525 amino acids. The transcript is spliced from 8 exons.
UCUCGCGCGACUCCCGCAGUCGUUCGUGCGGCCUUAACCGCCAUGGGUCGUUCGCUCCACAUAUUCUUAAAACCUUUCGCUCCAAAAUACGUGCGCACGGCAACCACAGGAUGUCCGUUCUCUAAACGCCAGCGUUCCCAAAUAGCUCCAACCGCCGCACUCAAUGAGGAGAUAUUUGCUAAUGCGAAACCUUAUUCAGAAGUCCCCGGCCCAAGGCCCAUACCUUUGCUUGGUAAUACGUGGCGAAUGGUACCGGUGAUCGGACAGUACGAUAUAUCGGAAUUCGCGAAAGUAACUAAGCUGUUUUUGGAGAAAUACGGUAGGAUUGUACGUUUGGGUGGAUUGAUAGGAAGACCAGAUCUUCUGUUUGUGUAUGAUGCUGAUGAAAUCGAGAGGAUGUAUAGAAGAGAAGGUCCUACUCCAUUCAGGCCUGCUAUGCCGUGUCUCGUUAAAUAUAAGUCAGAAGUGAGAAAGGAUUUCUUCGGGGAGUUACCUGGUGUUGUUGGAGUUCACGGCGAACAAUGGCGGCGAUUCCGCUCUAAGGUUCAACGACCUAUACUCCAGCCCCAAACAGUGAAGAAGUAUGUGACACCCAUCGAGAUGGUAACUGAGGAUUUUAUAAAAUAUAUGGAGAAAGCGAGAGACGAUAACAAAGAUCUGCCGCAUGAGUUUGACAAUGACAUACAUCGGUGGUCCUUGGAAUGUAUCGGACGCGUAGCGUUGGACGUGCGACUUGGUUGCCUGUCACCGGAUGCAUCAAGCGAGGAACCGCAGCGUAUUAUAGAUGCAGCCAAGUUCGCGUUGCGCAAUGUUGCUGUACUGGAAUUAAAGGCGCCCUACUGGAGAUACAUCCCGACCCCGCUGUGGACCAAAUAUGUCAAUAACAUGAACUUCUUCGUUGAAUUAUGCUCAAAAUAUAUUAACGAAGCUCUAGAGCGUCUGAAGAGCAAGCAGGUGACAUCUGAGAACGAUCUGUCAUUAUUGGAGCGAGUGUUGCAAAGCGAAGGGGACCCCAAGAUUGCCACAAUAAUGGCACUUGACUUAAUUCUUGUCGGCAUUGACACGAUCUCAAUGGCGGUAUGUUCAAUAUUAUACCAAGCGGCGACGAGAUUGAAACAACAAGAGAAGAUGGCUGAGGAAAUAAGAAGAGUGUUGCCUGAUCCGGAUAAACCUCUCACUUACUCUGACUUGGAUAAACUACAUUACACCAAGGCUUUCGUUAGAGAAGUAUUUAGAAUGUACUCGACUGUUAUCGGCAAUGGAAGAACAUUGCAAGAAGAUGACGUCAUAUGUGGAUAUCACAUUCCCAAGGGGGUACAAGUUGUGUUUCCAACGAUCGUGACUGGCAAUAUGGAGCAAUUCGUUUCCAACCCUCAGGAGUUCAGACCUGAACGUUGGUUGGAGGCCGAUGGACGAUUGCAUUCAUUCGCUUCACUGCCUUACGGCUUCGGAGCCAGGAUAUGUUUGGGCAGACGGUUCGCUGAUUUGGAGAUACAGGUCCUUUUGGCUAAGUUGCUUCGCCGUUACCGUCUUGAGUACCACCACGAGCCGUUAGAAUACGCCGUGACCUUCAUGUACGCGCCCGACGGACCCUUAAGACUGAGGAUGAUCGAACGAUAGAGUAAUAAAACAAAUCCAACGAAACAAGAUAAACUAUAUAAACACCGGCACUUGCUCAUUUUACGACAAACUGAUUUGUAUCAUGAUUUCUAGUUAAGUAUAACGACUGACUGUAACGCUUUAAAUUGUGUUUUGUAAUCUGUUAAUAUGCUUUGAAGGUAAAUUUGAUAAUUUGUAACAGAAAAAAAAAAUUAAUACGUAAUACUAACAAGGUUUCUUAACGAAAUAAAAACACUUCAGAAACCCAUGAAGGUUUGUUUACAUUAUUUAUUCACAUUCGUUGGCACUGAUUUAACUGUGUCUGAUUAAAUAUAUUAGGGUUAUAGUUAAGGACAUUUAUGAGGAAUGCUAAAAUUGUAAUAACUUAAAGAAAUAGACAAUCAUAUAAACUAAUCACUUUUACUGUGUAAUCGACUUUGUUAUAAUCGCAAAUAAAAACGGAGGUAGUAUUAUUUCUGCUUUCAAACAUAUUUGUAUAAUAUAUAGCAUGAUAAAAAAUUGUUAGUAUACAUUUUUCUCUUAAAUUUUCCAAGAACAUUUUCCAUAUUAUUGUUAAAAUAAUUAAUAUCUGGCAUAAUCUCUUUUCUUCGUAUUGCUUUGACACCAUAAAAAAAACUUUUAAUCUUUAUGUUUGUUAUUAUUUGUUUGUAUAGAAAUUUCAAACGGCUGUUCAAAGUCAAUAGUUUUUUUUUUGUACUAGAAUUUUUCAAGAACAAUUGUAUCGCAGUCUAAGGGUUAUUUGUAACGAAAAUGUCAUUAUUUGAUCUUUCGAAAUGAAAAAAUGCAAAAUAUCUAUAGAUAUGUACAUAAAGUAAUAAAUCAUGUUUAUAAUCUUGUUUUAUUUCAAUAUAUAAAUUAUAAAUUCA